Molecule: messenger RNA, 2954 nt
Organism: Galeopterus variegatus (Sunda flying lemur)
Lineage: Eukaryota; Metazoa; Chordata; Mammalia; Dermoptera; Cynocephalidae
Gene: HFE
Product: hemochromatosis
Exons: 6
Coding region: 21-1064 (347 amino acids)
Biological process (GO): antigen processing and presentation of endogenous peptide antigen via MHC class I via ER pathway, TAP-independent; positive regulation of T cell mediated cytotoxicity; response to iron ion starvation
Cellular component (GO): external side of plasma membrane
Molecular function (GO): transferrin receptor binding
Source: RefSeq, a predicted model, not a curated record
CACGCCUCCGAGCCGCGGAAAUGCGCCCGCGAGCCCGGCCCGCGCUGCUCCUCCUGAUGCUGCUGCGGACCGUGGUCCCACACCGGCGACCGCCGCGUUCGCACUCUCUGUGCUACCUUUUCAUGGGUGCCUCAGUGCCGGACCUUGGGCUGCCUUUGUUUGAAGCUUUGGGCUACGUUGAUGACCAGCUGUUUGUGUCCUACGAUCAUGAGAGUCGCCGUGCCGAGCCCCGAGCUCCGUGGGUCCAGGGUAGGACCUCGAGUCAACUGUGGCUACAGCUGAGUCAGAGCCUGAAAGGGUGGGACCACAUGUUCACUGUUGACCUCUGGACCAUCAUGGACAACCACAACCACAGCAAGGUGUCCCACACCCUGCAGGUGAUCCUGGGCUGCGAGAUGCAAGAGGACAACAGCACCAGGGGGUUCUGGAAGUACGGGUACGACGGGCAGGACUACCUUGAAUUCUGCCCUGAGUCACUGGAGUGGAGAACAGCAGAGCCCGGGGCCCAGGCCACCAAGCUGGAGUGGGAAGUGCACAGGAUUCGGGCCAAGCAGAACAAGGCCUACCUUGAGAGGGACUGCCCUGAGCAGUUGCAGCGGUUGCUGGAGCUGGGGGCAGGGGUCCUGGACCAGCAAGUUCCUCCUUUGGUGAAGGUGACCCGUCACAUGACAGCUGCAGUGACCACUCUAUGGUGUCAGGCUCUGAACUUCUACUCCCAGAACAUCACCAUGAAGUGGUUGAAGGACAGGCAGCCUCUGGAUGCCAAGGUGGUGGAGCCUAAGGAUGUGCUGCCCAAUGGAGAUGGGACCUACCAGGGCUGGAUGGCCUUGGCUGUGACCCCUGGGGAAGAGCAGAGAUACACCUGCCAGGUGGAGCACCCAGGCCUGGAUCAGCCCCUCACUGCCACCUGGGAGUCCUCACCAUCUGGUGGUCUGGUCAUUGGAAUCAUCAGUGGGAUCGCUGUGUGUGCCAUUAUCUUUACUGGAAUUUUAUUCAGAAUCAUAAGGAAGAAGCAGGCUUCAAGAGGAGCCAUGGGGGACUACGUCUUGGCUGAGUAUGAGUGAAAUACAGCCUGCAGCCAACCGUGGGGAGGAGACAGAACGAGAGACUCAAAGAUGGGGUGCAUUGUGGAGCUCUUCAUGUUUCAGGAUGGAACUGGACCUAACAAAUAGAAACUGCCUGAAGAACUCUUUGCUCUUAGACUUCCCUAUUCACUUUCCCAAAGAGUUCUCUCCAUUUAAGUUUCUGAGUUCCUGCAUGCCAGUGAUGCCGAGCUUGUGACCUCUCCCCAGAACUCUCUCUCAUGAAUCUCAAGCUGCAUCUACAGGUUCCCUUCAUUUCCUCUGUCAUCCCAUACCCCAUACACCUAUGUCAUCUUAUCUCCUACCUCUGAAAGAGGGCUCCUUAAAUGAUUGGGGACUCACGAUUCAUUUUGACAUCUGAGCAAAGUUAUGAACCUUCACCCUGGGACGUGCACACUCACACCCCUACCAGAAUUUUGCACACACAUCCAAGCACUUCUUCCUGGAACCAUUCAACUAGCCUAUGAUUCAUAGCUCUCUUUUAUCCAGUAACUCAUCUGUCACCAAACUCUGGGGUUUCUUCCUUCAGAGCAUGAUCUGGGUCACUGUGCAGCUGUGAAGGCCGAGCACUGCACAACCAGAGGAGGCACCUUUCCCAGAAAAGGCGUCAUGGAUUUUGUGUGUAUUAUGAUGUUUUUCAGCAGGUGGGAGGGGAAGUAUCUUGAAGGGGGUUGAGGAGGAGUGUCUUUUUGAAAUCUGCACAAAAGUGUCAUACAGACUUUCGAAGCUUAUUGUGCCUGCAUUUCCGAUUCCUCUCUAGUAUGCCAGAUCUGAAGUACCAUAGUAAUUUUCUGCCUGGUCUCUCUGUUCUGAUAAUGAAAAUCAUGAUAAUGAUAAGGAUUAUGAUAAUGAUGAUGUGGCUCACACUAAGCAAAAGCACCUACUUGGUGCCAGACUCUGUUCUGAGCACCUAAUUAUGUGGAUUAUUGCAGGCAGUUCUUACAAUAAUUCUAUGAGGUAAGUACUAUGAUCUCCAUUUUUUUUUUUUUUCUUAAGGUGAAGAAAGUGAGUACAAAAUAUCUCACGGCUUGCUGUGAGAUGAAAGGAAACAUCAGAAAACAAUCUACUGAUCCUCAGCUGCCAUGUUUCUUUUCAUGGUCUCUGUGGGAAGGUCCCCAAAUGUAACUUCCUUACUCCUCUGUUGCUCUCCUGACAUCUGUCUCUUCAGUCCCCACACAGGGACUGUGAUUGCUGGGGUCAGUUAGUUGCCAUGCUGGGCUUCACACUGUCCUUUCUGGCCAGUGCCUACAGAGUCAGAACCCUGGUGGUAUUUCCCUCAACAAACUGUGGCAACCAUUUUCAUUUUAAGAUGGGAAAACGGAAGCCACCAAGUGGCUCAGAGGAUGCCCAGGCAUCCUCUUGAAGUCUCUGGGAUUCUGGUUCUCAUCCCCAGUUGUGCACAUUCAGAAAAAUUAAUCUAACCAGGCCACUCAUUUGACCAUGUUUAAGAGUCUUUAAUAUAUAUAUAUACACACACACACACACAGAUAUAUAACAAACGUGUUUAUGCUACAACAUACACGUGGGUGCGUAACUGUGAUACAAGCAUUCUGUCUUGGAGGGCAGGUGCCUCAGAAGACGAAAUGCAGCUCCAAAGUUUGGCAGGCAUUGAAUGUAAGCAAAGACAUCUCAACUUUUUUAUUUUUUUAAACUUUUUUUUUGGCUAUGAAAGCUAUGUAGAAAAAAGUAAAAGUAAUACGCACUGAUUGUAGAAGAGUUGAAAAUAAAUAAAAUUAAAGCUAUUAUUUUAUUAGUAAGUGAUAAACUCUGUUAACUUGUGAAUUAAUUCUGUAUUAUUGAUGCAUUAAAAUAUGUAAAAUUAACAAAUACGUAUAUUUUAAUAAAUGUACAAUUGUGUACUGUGUGAUUUUA